Messenger RNA from Mus pahari (shrew mouse), 2301 nucleotides. It is a transcript of the gene Terb1, whose product is annotated as telomere repeat binding bouquet formation protein 1. The transcript is spliced from 18 exons. Gene Ontology annotation, biological process: meiotic attachment of telomere to nuclear envelope; homologous chromosome pairing at meiosis. Lineage: Eukaryota; Metazoa; Chordata; Mammalia; Rodentia; Muridae. The coding region runs from base 1 to 2301 and encodes 766 amino acids. The record is from RefSeq and is a predicted model, not a curated record.
AUGGAAAGUGGGACGCCAAAGAAAACACAAGAAAUGAAGACUGACUUGAAGUUACUGUUGGAAUGUCUGAAGUAUCAUAUGGGCAACCCUUUGUCACAAAAGGAAGUUUUGAUCACCAUUCAUUCAGUUUGUAAACAAAACAGCGAUGCGGGUAUUUAUUUCCGGGAAAUUGGUGGUUUGAUGUUUAUAAUAAACCUUGCAAAGUCAAGUGAGCAUAGCAUGGUAAAAGAAGCAGCCUUAUACACAUUAGGAUCUAUUGCAGAAGAAAAUGUUUACUGUCAGCAAUCUUUGUGCACUUCAGAAUUAUUUCAAGAUUUAACCGUGCUCUUAACUAAUGAUGAUUCAAACACAAACUUGAAAAGAAUGUCUGUCUAUGUUCUUUUGGUUCUGGUUUCAAAUAAUAGAAGUGGACAAACUCUUGUGAGAGAAGUGGGUUGUAUUGAAGUUCUGUCACAGAUGUUCAGGACAGUUCUUUCCAAUUAUGAGUUGAAUUUGUCAGAUAAUAAUGUUUUCCAGAGCUAUCUGUUAUGGUCGUCAGUGUGCAGUACUCUGUGUGUAUGUGUCAACAAUCCUCAAAAUGAUGAGAAUCAAAUGCUUUGUUGUCCACUUUUUCCAUGUGUUAAUGAGUGGCUAAUGAAUUGCAUGAGACCUGAGGUAAUUCGACCUAUAUGCUCAUUUAUUGGACUUACUCUUGCAAAUAAUACACAUGUUCAGAACUGCUUUGUAUCUUCGGGUGGACUGGAUGUUUUGUCUCAGGUUCUUGUGCAGUUGGAGUCUGAUUCACACAAUACUCUUUCCAGUGCUAAGCUUGCAGUCGUAGUGACAAAGACCAUGGAUGCAUGUAUUACUGAUAACUCAGCUGCUUUUGCAGUGAUAUUAUCCAAGUACCACAUUGUUUCUACACUUCUGGCAUUACUGCUUCAUGAAAGUCUUGAUUCAAGAGAAAAAUUUAGCAUCAUUCUUGCCAUUGGUCACUGCACAGAGGAUUGUGAGAAAAAUCAGUAUGAACUUUUAAAACACAAUGGGCUUCCACUGAUGAUACAAGCCUUAACUGAGUUUAGGAAUGAAGACCUAAGCAAAGCUGCCACUUAUGUGCUUCACAACUGCAAAAAAAUUACUGGGAAAUUAUCUCUAGGACAGAAUUCUUUUGGUGAAAAUGAAACUGAAUUAAAGGACAUAAGCGACCAAGAGACUCUUAGAGAGCACUGGAAGGCAGCAAAGGAGAUUCUAUGCAGAAUAAAACAAUUUGAAAAGGGAGGGGAAGAGGGGAAACCACAAAACGGGAGUGGACAAUAUAAGGAUGAUACCCCAUCUAUGAAAGCAAACCUACAGACCAGUUUGAAGCGUCUCUGUGCAGAUAGUGCUGGCGGUACCAGGGCAGGGGACAAGGACAUAAACCAGUCUAGAGAGCUUCGCAGCCGUAAGCCCAGUGAAAUCAUGUCUAAAGCUUGUGCAAAUGGAAACCAACCGAAGAUUCUGAAAAAGACCACAAAUCCAGUUAAUCCUUUCUAUAAGGAGAAAGGGCAGAAUGAGAUUGUACGUAAAACCACUCCAAGCUGUGCUCAAAACUUAAACGAGGAAAAAACUUUUGACCAAAAGGAUUCUGUUUCUCAAUCGAGUGACCAGAUCCUUAAACAUAUGCCUCAUACUGUCAAAAAUAGGAAGCAGGUACCAGAAGCAGAUCCAUUUACAUUGUGUUUAGACAUAAUAGAUAAAGAAGUUGAUAUUCAAACAACUGACAGCUGUUCCAGAAUGUUAAAAUAUAGGUGCUCAGGUUGCAUAGUAGUAAGAAAACUCCUCAACAGCCGAAAUUUUAGCAAGUUUUUGCACUCUUGUGCAUACCAAUGUGAUCACCAUAAAGUCAUUAUGGAAGCUGAAGACAAGUAUAAAAAUGAACUAAGGAAAACAUUUAUCUGUGCAAAAAAAAUUUUGCUGACUCCCUGUAGAAGAAGACAACUUCGUAAAGAAUCUACUGCCUCUGAAGAACUAAAAAUUAUUCAUCAAAAACCAGAUAGUAAAAAACUUCCAGGUUUGGAGGCACAGGCCUUAAAUACCAGCAUUCCAGAGGCUAAGGAAAGAAGAUCACCAGUUCCCGGCCAGAGUGGACUACAUAAAAAAAGAAGAAUUCGUAAAAACUUUACCAAAGAAGAAGUAAAUUAUCUUUUCCAUGGAGUUAAAAGAAUGGGAAAUCAUUGGAAUUCAAUUUUGUGGUCUUUCCCCUUUCAGAAAGGACGAAGGGCUGUAGACCUUGCUCACAAAUACCACAGGCUGACCAAAGGCCCCAGCUGUGCAGCCCUGUGA